Staurois parvus is the source of this 293-nucleotide messenger RNA. NCBI's taxonomy places the organism in Eukaryota, Metazoa, Chordata, Amphibia, Anura, Ranidae. The record is from the annotation of a GenBank genome assembly.
CGCUGAUCACCGGGAAAUGCAAUUGCCGGUUCUCGGCUGCACUUUCCUCACACUGUCACAGCAUGAGGAAAGUGCUGCCGAGAACCGGCAGUUGUCAGAGCAGGGAUCGACACCGAUCAUCAGGGCACUGAUAAUCAGUGCCCUGAUGAUUGGUGCUCAGCAAUGCCACCCACCAGUUCCACCACAACAGUGCCCACCCACCUGUUCCCAUCAGUGCCGCCAGUCAGUUCCCAGCAGUUGCGCCAGUUAGUGCCGACUAUCAGUACCCAUCAUCAGUGCCAGCUCAUCAGUGC